CUGACUGGAUACUGAGGUUGGAUUGCUGGCGAACACCAUGCAUGCCAGGCAUCUGCUGUUGGUGAUGUAUCUCGCCCUGCCCAGGGUCGCUGGGGAGAACGUGUUGAUCUGGCCGGCAGAAGGAAGCCACUGGAUUAACUUGAAGUCCAUAAUUGCCAGGUUGAUGGCGAGGGGCCACGAUGUCACAGUGGUCGUGAAUUCAGCCUCGCUGUUUGUAAACAACUCCGAGUCCUCGCCCAUGAAGUUGGAAGUGUUCCAAGUGCCGUUUACACACGAGACCACGGAGGCCUUUUUGAACAACUGGCUGGACGUCUCCCUUUACCAGGCACCGCACUUGUCCUAUUGGGGCAGGUACAGGGUGUUUUCGGCGCUGAUGGCCAAGGGGGCGGAGCUGGGCAUGCAGGUGUGCGACGGGAUACUGAAGAACGAGGAGCUGGUGCAGAGACUACGGGAGGCCAAGUUCAAGGUCCUGCUCUCUGACCCAGUGCAGGUGUGCGGGGAUCUCCUGGCUUUGAAGCUUGGGGUUCCCCUCGUCUUCACCCUGCGGUUCUCCCCGGGCUUUGCGGUGGAGAGACACUGCGGGCAGAUGCCAGCCCCGCCCUCCUAUGUCCCAGUCAUUAUGUCAGAGUUGUCCGACAAGAUGUCCUUCGUCGAGAGGUCUCAGAAUCUGCUCUACUCCUUCAUGUACGACUGGGUGUUCCUGCGGACCUGGAGAGAUUGGGAUGCUUAUUACAGCGAGGCGGCAGAAGGAAGCCACUGGAUUAACUUGAAGUCCAUAAUUGCCAGGUUGAUGGCGAGGGGCCACGAUGUCACAGUGGUCGUGAAUUCAGCCUCGCUGUUUGUAAACAACUCCGAGUCCUCGCCCAUGAAGUUGGAAGUGUUCCAAGUGCCGUUUACACACGAGACCACGGAGGCCUUUUUGAACAACUGGCUGGACGUCUCCCUUUACCAGGCACCGCACUUGUCCUAUUGGGGCAGGUACAGGGUGUUUUCGGCGCUGAUGGCCAAGGGGGCGGAGCUGGGCAUGCAGGUGUGCGACGGGAUACUGAAGAACGAGGAGCUGGUGCAGAGACUACGGGAGGCCAAGUUCAAGGUCCUGCUCUCUGACCCAGUGCAGGUGUGCGGGGAUCUCCUGGCUUUGAAGCUUGGGGUUCCCCUCGUCUUCACCCUGCGGUUCUCCCCGGGCUUUGCGGUGGAGAGACACUGCGGGCAGAUGCCAGCCCCGCCCUCCUAUGUCCCAGUCAUUAUGUCAGAGUUGUCCGACAAGAUGUCCUUCGUCGAGAGGUCUCAGAAUCUGCUCUACUCCUUCAUGUACGACUGGGUGUUCCUGCGGACCUGGAGAGAUUGGGAUGCUUAUUACAGCGAGGCUUCCGGUGAACCAACAACGCUCUGUGAGACAAUGGGCAAGGCGGACAUUUGGCUGAUUCGAACAUAUUGGGACUUUGAAUUUCCUCGCCCAUUUCUGCCCAAUUUCGUAUUUGUAGGAGGACUACACUGUCAACCAGCAAACCCGCUGCCUCAGGAGAUGGAGGAAUUUGUUCAGAGCUCUGGAGAGCAUGGCAUUGUGGUGUUUUCCCUGGGCUCAAUGAUAAAGAACCUCACCACUGAGAAGGCCGAUUUGGUCGCUGAAGCACUGGGGAAGAUUCCGCAAAAGGUUCUUUGGAGAUACGCUGGUGAGAAGCCAAAAACAUUGGCAUCAAACACAAAGCUGUACAAAUGGCUACCUCAGAAUGACUUGCUUGGGCAUCCCAAAACAAGAGUAUUCAUCACUCACGGUGGUACCAAUGGGAUAUAUGAAGCCAUUUAUCACGGGGUGCCUAUGCUCGGCAUUCCUCUGUUCGCUGAUCAGCCUGAUAACAUGGCUCACAUGAAAGCAAAGGGAGUUGCUGUGGUUGUUAAUUUUGCUACAUUGAGUACACAGGAGUUGGUUGUUGCUCUCAACACUGUGAUUAAUGACACGAGGUAUAAAGAAAAUGCAGUGAAGUUAUCUAUAAUUCAGCGAGACCAACCGAUGAGUCCUUUGGAAAGAUCUGUGUACUGGAUUGAGUUUGUUAUGCGACAUGGAGGAGCCAAACAUUUGCGGCCUGCAGCACACUCUCUGUCUUGGUACCAAUAUCAUUGCCUGGAUGUAGUGGCGUUCCUUGGUGCAUGUGUGGCAGUUUUCCUAUAUCUCCUCACAAAAUGUUGCUUGUCCUGCUGCAGAAUAUGCAGGGGCACGAAGGUAGAGAAGGAAAAAACUCAAUGAUGGCUUAAAAUACACUGGACCACUUUGAGUUUAUAGCAUUGUAAUUGCAUUGUAAUUUCUAUGAUCAUGCCUGUAAAUUGCACGGUGCUUUAUGCCGCUGCCACGAAAGGCUAUUGAGAAAGUUAAUUGCAUUUCGUGAUCAUGUAUGUUGCCAAUGGUUUGAUCUCAUUUUAUAAUUUGCGAUUUCAAAUUGUGCUUAAAGAGUGAUAUGUCAAGGUGACUCACGAUGAAUCUCAUUGAUAAUCAUUCUUGCAAUCUGGGAUGUCACUAAGCUCAACUAACAAAGUGCUGGAGGAACUCAGCAGCAUCUGUGGAGGGAAAUGGACAAGCGAUUUUUGGUCAGACUGUUGGAUUGGAGGCGAGAAAGCUGGUAAAGAGAGAAGAGGGGAAAGUGGGCAAGAGUUGGCAGGUGGAGGCCAAGUCAGUGGAUAUUUUUAAGGCAGAGAUAGAGAAAUUCUGGAUUGGAACGGGGGGGUUAGGGUUUUGGGUAGAAGGCAGGAAAAUGGGAUUCAGAGGUGGAGAUCAGCCAUGAUUGAAUGGCGGGGUGGACUCGAUGGGCCGAAUGGCCUCAUUCUAUUCCUACAGCUUGUGAUAUGUGUGGAUGGGCAAUUAGUAGAUGGGUGGAGAUAGUGAUAAAGGCUAGAGACAAAAGGCGUUGGAUGGGAAGGGAGGAGUGAAGAUAAAGCUGGAGGGAGGAAUAUGGGUUGGAAAGGGCAGUAGGAGGGAUGGGGGAAUGGGGGUGGAAUAAAAGGAAAGGAAAAUAGGGGACUCAGAAUAGAGAGGAAGGGAGAUGAGCGGAAGGAGGGGAAAUGAAUUGGAUAUUAAAUACAGUACACACACGGGUGGGAGGAGGCAUUGGGAGGAAGACCAGAUAGGGUGAAAGAGAAGAGAAGGUGUUGGCUUGCCUGAAAUUGGAGAAUUCAAUGAUCAUGCCCUUGGGUUGUAAGCUACCCAAGAUGAAUAUGAAGCCUUUGAGUUUGCAUGCAACCUUACUCUGGCAAUGGAGGAGAACCAGGGCAGAAAGGUCAGUGUGGCUGGGAAAGAACUGCAGAUGCUGGUUUAAAUCGAAGAUAGACACAAAAUGCUGGUGUAAAUCAGCGGGACAGGCAGCAU
Molecule: messenger RNA, 3358 nt
Organism: Amblyraja radiata (thorny skate)
Lineage: Eukaryota; Metazoa; Chordata; Chondrichthyes; Rajiformes; Rajidae
Product: UDP-glucuronosyltransferase 2A1-like
Exons: 7
Coding region: 38-2245 (735 amino acids)
Molecular function (GO): glucuronosyltransferase activity
Source: RefSeq, a predicted model, not a curated record